Molecule: messenger RNA, 672 nt
Organism: Setaria italica (foxtail millet)
Lineage: Eukaryota; Viridiplantae; Streptophyta; Magnoliopsida; Poales; Poaceae
Exons: 1
Coding region: 55-672 (205 amino acids)
Biological process (GO): response to auxin
Source: RefSeq, a predicted model, not a curated record
GUUAAGCAUUCCUCCUCCCUUUCUAUCCAGCUGCACCCUUCCAUAUGAUAUGACAUGCACAAGAAUGCCGCGAAUGCAUUAGCUACUUCAAUUUUCAUCGUCGUCGUCUUCUACCCUCCCAUCCCUUCUCGGUGGUCGUCCGAGCUAGGCAUGGCGACGACGUCGAGCAAGGGCGGCGCGAGGAAGGGCCUGAUUUCACGAACCAUGGAGCGGUGCAAGUCCGGGCUGAUGAGCCGGAUCGGCUCGGCGGCGCCGGUGGCGGGGUGCUUCCCGGUCCACGUGGGGCCCGAGCGGGCGCGCUUCGUGGUGCGCGCGGAGCUCGCCUCCCACCCGCUCUUCCGCCGCCUCCUCGACGACGCCGAGCGCGAGUACGGGCGCGCGGCGCGGGGCCCGCUCGCGCUGCCUUCCUGCGACGUCGACGCGUUCCUCGACGUCCUGUGGCACAUGGAGCACGGCAGCGAUGGCGGUGGCGGCGAUGAAGACGACGACGACGGCGAGGUCCCCCGCGCGGCCGUGUCGUCGCCGAUCUGCGGGCUGCGGAGCUGCAGCAGCAAGGGCAGCGCCGCGGGCUACCGGAUGAUGAACCCGAGGUCUUCUCCGGUGGUCGCUAGGCGGUGGUCUGGAGGUGAGCGCAAAGCAUCUAGGCACGCGCGCACCCGAUCAUAUAGUUAG